CGAACGCUGGCGGAUCCGUCCCCGGGAGCCGGGGCUGGGGGCGGGGGGCGGGGCGCGGCGUCCUGGGCGUCCUGGCCUGGACGGGGCGGGGGAGGCCAUGGCCUCGGCCGAGUUGCAGGGGAAGUACCAGAAGCUGGCUCAGGAGUACUCGAAGCUUCGGGCUCAGAAUCAGGUCCUGAAAAAAGGUGUGGUAGAUGAACAAGCAAAUUCUGCUGCUCUGAAGGAACAACUGAAAAUGAAAGAUCAGUCAUUGAGAAAGCUACAGCAAGAAAUGGACAGUUUGACAUUUCGGAAUCUGCAGCUUGCCAAGAGGGUAGAACUACUUCAAGAUGAAUUAGCUGUAAGUGAACCUCGAGGCAAGAAAAACAAGAAAAGUGGAGAAUCUUCUUCUCAGUUGAGUCAAGAGCAGAAGAGUGUCUUUGAUGAAGAUCUGCAAAAGAAGAUAGAAGAGAAUGAACGAUUGCAUAUACAAUUUUUUGAAGCAGAUGAGCAGCACAAGCACGUGGAAGCUGAGCUGAGGAGUCGGCUGGCCACUCUGGAGACAGAGGCAGCCCAGCAUCAAGCUGUGGUUGAUGGCCUGACUCGGAAGUACAUGGAAACCAUUGAGAAACUGCAGAAUGAUAAAGCUAAACUCGAGGUAAAAUCUCAGACUCUAGAAAAGGAGGCCAAGGAGUGUCGACUUCGAACAGAAGAAUGUCAAUUACAAUUAAAGAAUCUUCAUGAAGAUUUGUCAGGUAGAUUAGAGGAAUCCUUGUCAAUCAUCAAUGAAAAAGUACCUUUUAAUGAUACAAAGUACAGUCAAUAUAAUGCGCUCAACGUUCCACUCCACAACAGGAGACAUCAGCUAAAGAUGCGGGAUAUUGCCGGGCAGGCCCUGGCUUUUGUUCAAGACCUGGUGACAGCUCUUCUCAACUUUCACACCUAUACAGAACAGAGGAUUCAGAUUUUUCCUAUUGAUUCUGCCAUUGACACUAUAUCUCCAUUGAAUCAAAAGUUCUCCCAGUACCUUCAUGAAAAUGCGUCCUAUGUCCGCCCCCUUGAAGAAGGAAUGCUACAUCUAUUUGAGAGUAUUACUGAGGAUACCGUGACUGUCCUGGAGACAACUGUGAAAUUGAAAACAUUCUCAGAGCACUUAACUUCCUACAUAUGUUUUCUUAGAAAGAUUCUUCCAUACCAGUUGAAAAGUUUAGAAGAAGAAUCUGAAUCUUCGCUGUGCACAUCUGCGUUAAGAGCCAGGAAUCUAGAGCUGUCCCAGGACAUGAAAAAGAUGACAGCUGUGUUUGAGAAGCUGCAGACUUACGUCGCUCUUCUCGCGCUGCCAAGUACAGAGCCAGAUGGACUCCUUCGAACAAAUUAUAGCUCUGUCUUGACAAAUGUUGGUGCUGCUCUGCAUGGAUUUCAUGAUGUCAUGAAAGAUAUUUCCAAACAUUAUAGUCAAAAAACUACAAUAGAACAUGAACUUCCAACAGCAACACAGAAGCUUAUCACUACUAAUGACUGUAUCCUGUCAUCAAUAGUGGCAUUAACAAAUGGAGCAGGAAAGAUUGCAUCGUUCUUUGGCAAUAACCUGGACUACUUCAUCACUUCGCUGAGCUAUGGGCCUAAGGCAGCAAGUGGAUUCAUCAGUCCUCUUUCAGCAGAAUGCAUGUUGCAGUAUAAGAAAAAAGCUGCUGCCUAUAUGAAGGCUUUGAGAAAGCCCCUCGUGGAGUCUGUGCCUUAUGAAGAAGCACUGUCAAACCGCCGUGUCCUUCUCAGCUCUACUGAAAGUCGAGAAGGCCUUGCACAACAGGUUCAGCAGAGUUUGGAAAAGAUUUCUAAACUGGAACAGGAAAAGGAACAUUGGAUGUUGGAAGCCCAGUUAGCCAAAAUCAAGCUUGAAAAAGAAAACCAGCGGAUUGCAGACAAGCUGAAGAAUGCCAACGGUGGGCAGCUGGGUGGACUGACCCAAGACAGUGCUACAGUGCUGAAUGCUGCUUCUCAGGGUGGAGCUGCCACGAAGGCUGCAUCUGAGCCAGUUCAGGGCACCAGUGAGAUUGGGAUUUUAACCAGGACAUCUGACAGUGAGGCUCCAGAUGUUGAAUCCCGUGAAGACUUGAUUAAAAACCACUACAUGGCCAGGAUAGUGGAACUUACGUCUCAGCUACAGCUGGCUGACAGUAAGUCAGUGCACUUUUAUGCUGAGUGUCGGGCACUCUCUAAGAGAUUGGCCUUGGCAGAAAAGUCGAAGGAGGCGUUGACAGAGGAGAUGAAACUUGCUAGUCAGAACAUCAGCCGACUUCAGGAUGAGCUAACCACCACCAAGAGGAGUUACGAGGAUCAGUUAAGCAUGAUGAGUGACCAUCUGUGCAGCAUGAACGAGACGUUGUCUAAGCAGAGAGAAGAGAUCGACACCCUGAAGAUGUCCAGUAAGGGAAAUUCUAAGAAGAACAAGACUCGAUAGUUUACAUGUAACUGGUUGGCAACUGUACUUUCCAGAACUGCUGCUACUGCUGCAGAGAACUGCAGGGCCCAGACCACGUCCAGUGCGGGCGGCCUUCGGCAAGCUGAAGUGUUGCUGGACCCAGUAAACUAGUUGGUGUUGUAAAUGGCCUUGAGACAUUUAAAAUAUAUUUGUAACCAGGAAGGCAAAUACUGAAUUGGAUGUUGACAGUGAAAUGGAAAACAAUACAUGUACCAUGGAUAUUGUAGGUUUCCUUCUGCUGUUUUUACUGUGCACUUUUUAAAAUUAGGUUUUAAUUUCGGUAUGUAAGAACAACAAAUAUUUUGUAUAUUUUCAAACUCAAUUAUAUGCUAAUCAAUUUGGUAUCUAUGGAAUAGAUCUAUGUUUCUGGUUGAAAUGCUUAAAUUGUUCAGCUGUCAUUACUUCUUACUGUGAUUGAAAGCCGUCUACAGAUUCUUUUUUUAAGAUUUAUUCAUAUUCUCUUUUUCCCUCUCUACCUCUGCUCCUUCUUUACCCCUCUCCUUCCCUUCCCUCUUCCUCCUUCUCCCUUCACCUUUCAGCCUUCCUCCCCCUUCCCUUGGCCCAAGAGGAGGGAGGGAGUAUGCCUUGCAAACUUCAGAUUUUGUGGGUUUGUUAUCAUUGUCUUCAGCUCUCCAGUACCCUCUCUGUGUUUGAAUAACAGCUAAAGGAAAUUCAUGUCAAUAAAUUCAUACUUACAUCAAA
This is a messenger RNA of Ochotona curzoniae (black-lipped pika), 3163 nucleotides long. RefSeq names its product protein phosphatase 1 regulatory subunit 21 (gene PPP1R21). The record is from RefSeq and is a predicted model, not a curated record. The transcript has 22 exons. Gene Ontology annotation, cellular component: early endosome; membrane. Lineage: Eukaryota; Metazoa; Chordata; Mammalia; Lagomorpha; Ochotonidae. The coding region runs from base 98 to 2440 and encodes 780 amino acids.